UGACAGGACCAAAAGCCAAUAGAAACGCUCUGUAGCAUUCGUAGGCGGGGCCUCAUCUGUCGGCGUAAGUCACGUCGACAAUGUCUCCCUAACAACCGACCCUGGGAUUCAAACUGUGGAACUUUUCCAGCGGUCCACACGCCUCGUUAGAGUCGGAAUGGCAGGAACCGGCGAGGGAAAGAAAGAAGAGGCCGACUACAAGAGACUACACAGCUUCCCUCUCAUCAGGCACACAGACAUGCCCGAAGAAAUGAGGGUGGAGACGAUGGAGCUGUGCGUGACUGCCUGUGAAAAGUUUGCCACCAACAAUGAGAGUGCCGCCAAGAUGAUCAAGGAGUCCAUGGACAAGAAAUUUGGCAGUUCUUGGCACGUGGUGAUCGGCGAGGGCUUCGGCUUCGAGGUCACGCACGAGGUGAAAAACUUGCUCUACAUGUUCUUCGGCGGGAGUCUGGCGGUGUGUGUGUGGAAGUGCUCCUAGCAUACACACAAGCUUUUUUUUUGCUUGUCCCACUAUCCAUUCGCCGAAAGAAAACCAGCCGCCGGUUGUACUCUGGCUACAAAAAGUCAGAGGUUUGACUGCUGCUUGGACUUGGGGAGAAGAACUGUCACAUCAAGUCUUCACUUGCAGACACUUGGAACAGGUUCCUGCCUUAUCUUCCAUUUGUCUUUUUUUUCUCAAGGAAUUUCCACGGUGUCACCACUCACUCUGACUAAACAACCUCGCCGGCCAGGGUCUCCAAACACCUUUGUCCCAUUUCCUCUGCAGGGAGUGUUUAGAGUGUGUGUGUGUGUGUGUGCUGGACACACACGUGAACACACUGUUCUUUUUUUAAACCGAUACCAAACAUCACCACCUAAAAUGUCCGUGUCAUCAAGUUUUCUUAUAGUUGGACCCACUUCUCUUUCAAUACAAUGUUUUUUACAUUAAAAAAACAAAACAUGUACAUAGUUGGAUGUGACUUGAAACAACUGGCAUAUUCUUACAAAUGACCUGAUCUACCUUUUUUUUCUUGUUGUAAAGGUUUUUUGUAACCUGGCAUGUUUUACUGCCUUUGUUCCUUAUCAACGGUUCGCGACACAGAAUGAAGGGAAUUAAGAAGCGUGGUCCGCCUUUUACAUGUCGACAAAGGCCGAACUGUGUGCAACAGUAAUGGCUGGGGCAGAGUUGGGGAAUUUUUGCCUUCCUAAGGCAAUAUCAGAGCCAUAACAUGAGGAACAAUCGCCUGUGUCCAACGUUAUUCACCACACCAGGCCUGGAGUGUGAAGUAGAAUACCAAACCCUCACUUCUCCCAACCCGUUGUCGCUGUCCGACAAGCAUUUUAUGCCGAGCAUUCGAUGCUGACGUCGGCAAUUUCUUUACGUACACACAGCAGUGGCAAUAAUCCCCGCGCCUUGAGCCCGGGGGUCUGUGUCAAAGGUGAAGAAAUUCAGAAUCUUUUGUUGCUGCAAUUGUCAGCAAGAGUUUCCGUGCAAGAGGUUAUUGUACGUGCAAGAGAUCAAUGUGAUAUACAUAGUGAGGGAUAAUAAAACUCAGAAAUGUGAAA
Hippocampus zosterae (dwarf seahorse) is the source of this 1545-nucleotide messenger RNA. RefSeq names its product dynein axonemal light chain 4. The record is from RefSeq and is a predicted model, not a curated record. Gene Ontology annotation, biological process: microtubule-based process. Gene Ontology annotation, molecular function: dynein light intermediate chain binding; dynein intermediate chain binding. The transcript has 4 exons. Gene Ontology annotation, cellular component: dynein complex. NCBI's taxonomy places the organism in Eukaryota, Metazoa, Chordata, Actinopteri, Syngnathiformes, Syngnathidae. The coding region runs from base 158 to 478 and encodes 106 amino acids.